This is a messenger RNA of Mugil cephalus (flathead mullet), 1875 nucleotides long. Its product is annotated as ubiquitin carboxyl-terminal hydrolase 29-like. Gene Ontology annotation, molecular function: cysteine-type endopeptidase activity; cysteine-type deubiquitinase activity. Lineage: Eukaryota; Metazoa; Chordata; Actinopteri; Mugiliformes; Mugilidae. Gene Ontology annotation, biological process: G1/S transition of mitotic cell cycle; protein deubiquitination. The coding region runs from base 79 to 1371 and encodes 430 amino acids. The record is from RefSeq and is a predicted model, not a curated record. Gene Ontology annotation, cellular component: cytosol; nucleus. The transcript has 13 exons.
GCCUCCUCAGAUGAAGCAGCUUCAUCCACAGCACCCCAAGCUGAAGAAGAAAAACAGCAGGAGGAGAAGAAGACGACGAUGGAGAAGACAACGGAGAAGACGACGACGGAGAAGACGACGACGGAGAAGACGUCAAAGAAGACGACGGAGAAGAAGAAGACGAAGAAGAAGACGACUUUCUGGGGGCUUUUUAGCUGCUGCAGAAGAAAACAUAGAGUUUGUCCAGUUUCUGACGACAGCACUCAGGAACUUUUCACAAGCUCUAAUGAAAGUGAGGAUGAAACCCAACAGCCAGCCAGCUCCAUCCAAGCUGAGAAAGAGGCGUUAAAAGACAAGAUGGUGCUAGGAGACAAGAAAGCCAAUGAUACCAAGGAGAGUCCAACCACCCACAGAGAUGUCGCACAGGUCUCCUACCCACAGAGUGUCAGGGUUCAACAGGACUCCUGGUUUGGGUUUCCCAACCCAGGCCAGAUCUGUUACAUGAACUCCAGCCUCCAGAGUCUGCUGACACUCAGAGAGUUCAUCAUGGAUGUCAGCUCCCAGGAGGAGGUGUGGAGUUUGAGUCCAGGGACCGAGAUAAUAAGCUGUUUAAAGAACAUUGUAAGAUGUCACGGCUCCAAAAAUGCUGGAUACAAACUUUGGGCCCUUGCUAUGUUCAAGAGGGUCCUCUCUGUCCAGGCUCCUGAAUUUGGAGACUGUCACCAAAAAGAUGCCCAUGAGUUCCUAACAGCCGUUGUGGAUCAGAUAAGGAGUCUGGCUUCAUCACUACAGGAGUUUGCAGCCUUCACUGAGAGAAGCUACACCUGCCCCGUGAAGAGAAACCUGGUGUUUACAAUGCAGAACACCAGGAAAUGCAAAAGUUGUGGGGCUCAGUCCAUCAGAGAGGAAGACUUCACCAACCUUUCUCUGGACCUGGUCCCUGGAAGUUCAGUGCAGCAGAUGCUUCAGGAAUACCAGAUGGAGACAUUGUUGGAGUACAGGUGUGAGUGUGGAGGAAACACAUCAGGCCAGCGAUCCACAUUUUUGACCCUGCCGAAAUUCCUGAUGUUACACCUGAAGAGGUUCACGUUCACCCAGGAUCUACUGAUGAGGAAGCUGCACUACCCCGUCGACCUCUGCAGGGGGCUGCUGGUGACCUCCACACAGGCUGAGGGUUGGUACAGCCUGGUCAGUGCCAUCAGUCAUUUAGGAUCUGGAGGAAACGCAGGACACUACAUCAGCGAUGGACUGCACCCUGACCACACACUGGAGGACCACAGUGACCGCUGGCUCCUGUAUAACGAUGCUCAAGUGUUGGAGACGACUGGAGCCUUCGUUUGUGAGACACGCCAGAAAACAGCUUAUGUCCUCUUUUACCAAAAGAGGAUGUAGCCAGUCUGGUAAUGGUGAGACUGAAUGAUGCUGGACUCCCUGGAUGACACCAGGAGCACAGACAGGACCUGUAGAUGAGGAUCCAGUCAGGUAAGCAGCCACAGAGGCUCUGCAGGUAAGUCUGUGCUCUCUGUUUUUGUGCUGCAGAUAGUGAAGAUGGUGGUUUCAGACGGGUCCAGCAGCUUGUCCUGUGUCCCGGAGCAGCAGGAGGUCCCCCAGCCCUUAGGAGGAAGGGUUCCCUCAGAGAGCCAGGUUCCUCCCGAGGUUUCUUCCUGUUUAAAGGGAGUUUUUCCUCGCCACCGUUGCUAAGUCACAGCUCAUCUUCUGCUUCCAUCGACUGUUUUGUCACUGGAUUGGACUGGAAGUGACAAAUCUACCAUCAUUAUAUGGGGAUGAGAUGGAUGACUGGCUUGCUCUCUGAGGAAAGACUGGAUGUAAAUAACAAAAUGUUAAUUAAUAUAAUGUAUAUAAAUAUUUUUUUAAUAAAUUAAUAUAUAAUUUUAA